Molecule: messenger RNA, 6101 nt
Organism: Pseudoliparis swirei
Lineage: Eukaryota; Metazoa; Chordata; Actinopteri; Perciformes; Liparidae
Gene: pcdh15a
Product: protocadherin-related 15a
Exons: 39
Coding region: 460-5691 (1743 amino acids)
Biological process (GO): sensory perception of sound; homophilic cell-cell adhesion; inner ear development
Cellular component (GO): stereocilium; plasma membrane
Molecular function (GO): calcium ion binding
Source: RefSeq, a predicted model, not a curated record
UCAGAACACGGUGACCGGGCUUCCUCGCUGAAACACCGACCGCUCCAACCUCUCCCACUUUUUGUCAACGGAAAAACGUUCACAUUAUUUUGUCCAGGCUCGACUGCGUUUGGAGAAAUAAACGCGGAGAAAACUUUAUGUGCCCCGGCUGCGCAAAACAAGAAGUGAAGUGACAGUGAUGAGAUUAUACGAGGGGUCUCUGAGCCCCCUCUCGCGCUUUGAAGAUUAGAGGGUUGCCGACGUCUGGAGGACACUAAGAACUGGAUUAGGUAUUGUGCAGUGUAACCUACUUCUCACCACUCCUACAUCUCGUCAUCUACAUAUUAGCGCAAUGACCUGUGUUGCACUUGGAAUACAGCGGGUUCGUCCGUGAAGGUGUGCGAGUUUGACUCCAGGGUGAGAUGUGGUGUGAUCAUAGGAACUCCAUUCAGGUGGGCAGGCAAUAAGGCUCGACAGAAGAUGCGACGGGGAUGGUGGCUCGUCAGAUGGCUGGGGACCGGAAUGGCAAUCCUCUCCUUGCUGACCCACAGCUGGGGCCUGGACACCGAAGACUGGCAGUACGAGGAAUGCAAGCUGUCCCGGCCAGGCCCCCCGGCAACCAUAGUGACCAUUGAUGAGGAGAGCCCCAACGGUACAGUUCUGGUGGAAUACAUGCAGAUAAACGGCCGCGCCCAAGACCCCGGCAGAACCAUAUCGCUGACGCUGCUCGAAAACUACGACUACUGGGUGAUCCUGGAACCAGGACGACAGAGGCUCUACCUCAACAGCACCGGGCGCAUUCUGGACAGAGACCCACCCAACUCCAUCACCACCAUCGUGGUGCAGAUCCAGUGCACCAAUGAGCUGGUUGGUACCAUCAUUUUCCACGAGGUGCGGAUCGUUGUGAGGGACAUGAACGACAACACCCCUCGCUUCCAGCAGCCGCGCUACUAUGUCGCCAUCAACGAGCUCACACCAGUUGGAACGACCAUUUUCACCGGCUUCGCGGGGAAUAAUGGAGCUACGGAUAUUGACGACGGGCCCAAUGGACACAUCGAAUACGGCAUUCUUUACAACCCCAAUGACCCGGCAUCGAACAGAACAGCGAGUGUCGUUCAGACCCUUUCAGGACACAUUAUUCUGGCAGAGAGGCUAAACUAUGAGGAGAGAACUCGCUACCUGGUUUUGGUCCAAGCCAAUGACCGCGCUCCAUACCCCCCCAACAGGCAAACUGCCACCACGACUCUGACCGUGGAUGUUCUGGACGGAGACGACCUGGGCCCCAUGUUCCUGCCUUGCGUUUUGGUGAACAACACCCAGGACUGCAACCCCCUGACCUACCGUGUUGCUAUCCCUGAAUUCACUGAACCGAGCAAGCUGAACCCACUGAAUGUGACCCCUGCAAUCCAGGCCGUGGACAUGGACAGAAACAUACAACCUCCAUCAGACAGACCCAGAAUAAUUUACUACAUCUUGCUUGGUCAUCCCGUCGCAUAUCAAGAGUAUUUCUCGCUAAAUAGAACCACUGCAGAGCUGCAUGUCCUGCAGCCUGUCAGCAGGGAUUCGUAUCAACGGUUCACUCUCAUCAUCAAGGCCGAACAGGACAACGGUCACCCCCUCCCAGCCUAUGCCGACCUCAUUGUCGAAAUCCUGGAUGAGAACAACCAGGCUCCAUAUUUCCAUUUUGCCACCUAUCUGGGAUACGUGAGCGAGUCCUCCCCAGUGGGUACGACUAUCUCAGCCAGUGCCAACCUCACCGCCCCACUGGGAAUCAUCGCUCUGGAUAAUGACAUUGAGGAGACGAAAGACCCCAUGUUGAAGAUUACCCUGGAUGAUUACGCUACGAUCUUCAGGCUGACCCCGACGGGGAUAAUCCGCCACCUGAGGCUCAUCAAACCCGUGGACCGGGAGAAGCAGAUGUCGUAUACCUUCACGAUGGUGGUGUCAGAUGGUGUCCAGCAGAGCGUCCCAGCAACUGUCAACAUCCUGGUCAUCGAUGCCAAUGACAACACGCCAACGUUCGCCGAGGUCUCCUACAGCGUGGAGGUGUUCACCGACAUGCAGCCGGGGGAAACGGUGCUACAGUUAACAGCAACAGAUGCUGAUGAGGGUCUGAACGGUCAGGUGACCUAUGAUAUACUGGCUGGUGACCAGGGGCAUUUCGUCAUUAGCAAUCGGACCGGACGCAUCACUGUGGCGCCCGGUGUCGCUCUCACAGUGGGCCGGUCUUACGCGCUCACUGUCAGGGCCUCUGACAACGCACCGGAGACCCAGAGGAGGAGCUCCAUCACUACAGUGUACAUUGAGGUUUUGCCUCCCAACAACCAGAGCCCCCCACGCUUCCCUCUGCGCGUCUACAACCUGGAAGUCAGCGAGGCCAUGAGGAUAGGAGCUAUUUUGGUGAAUCUGCAGGCUACAGACAGAGAAAACGACCCGAUCACGUACCGCAUAUUGAGUGGGGAUUCCCAGAAGGUCUUUAACCUCUCUGAAACGAUUGGCCUGUUGCUUCUGAAAGAGCUUCUGGACAGAGAGACCACAGAUCAGUACCGUCUGAUCGUCACCGCCUCCGAUGGGAACCCUGGAGGGACAUCCACAGCUACUGUGAACAUAGUCGUCACUGACGUCAACGAUAAUGACCCCGAGUUUGACCUGUCCAUACCCACUAAUUUUACAGUGGAAGAAGAAAGCGCCAAUUUGUUUGUUGGACAAGUCGUGGCCACGGAUCCAGAUGCAGGGGUUAAUGGCGAGAUGCACUACCGAAUCGUGACUCCAGCAGACUUGUUUCUAAUCGUCGCUAACGGCAGCAUCUACACUCGAGUGCCUCUGGACCGAGAGCUCCGGAGCCAAUACGACCUGGUGGUCGAGGCCUCGGAUGGGGCAGUGGAUCCACGGAGGACCGCCUUGACCCUCUCAAUCCAGGUCACGGAUAUCGAUGACAACAGCCCAGUCUUCUCGCAGCAAACGUAUGUGGUCAACGUGCCUGAGAACAGCCCAGUGGGAACUGUGGUCCUACAGCUAAACGCGGUUGACUCGGACCUCUUCUCCAAUGUCACGUAUCGGAUCAAGGCCGAGUCGGCCAGGCUGCUGUUCUCCCUGAACCCCGUCACUGGGGUGUUAUCCAUGCUGCAGACCCUGGACUUCGAGGACCUGGCCGCGAUGGGCACGGGGACCUCUUUCACUUUCCAGGUGGAGGCUGUCGAUCAAGGAGGGGUCGUGCCCCCAGGGCAGGCUACCGUCACGGUCCACAUCACGGACAUGAAUGACUUCUCCCCCGUCUUCACCCAAGAUCUCUAUAAGGGCUUGGUGGCGCCCAAUGCAGAGAAAGGAACUGUCAUCACAACUGUUUUUGCUGAGGACCAAGACCCACCAGGUACUCCGGCCAGUUUUGUCCGCUACACAGUGGACCUGGACCGGUCACCGUACAGCGGGAGCAUCUUUGAUGUGGAAGAGCAGACUGGAAGAGUCAUCACUAAGGUCAACCUCAACGAAGAGCCCAGUGUCACCUUUAAGUUGUUUGUGAUAGCCUAUGAUGAUGGGGAGCCUGUGAAGUCUAACAGCUCUUUGGUGGAGAUCACUGUUCUUCAGCCUUCCCGCAUCCCAAUCUUCACCCAGGAGGAGUACAGGUUUCCCGUGGUUAGUGAGCUGGCUCCAAUUGGCACACUGGUGGGGACUAUUCUAGCUGCUGCUGUCAAUCAAACCAUAUUCUACUCCAUUGUGUCAGGAAACAAACGAGGUCAUUUUCGGGUGAACAACAAGACCGGCGUCAUCUCCACAGCUAAACCUUUGGAUUAUGAAAAUGUGACCAGCUACCUCCUCCGGGUCCAGGCAGACUCUAUGCUGGUUGUCAUGUCCAACCUGCGGGUGCCUUCUAAAACCAACACAGCCAAGGUGUUCAUUGAGGUGCGGGAUGAGAACGACCACCCUCCCGUCUUCUCCAGGAGGCUCUACAUCGGCGGCGUGACGGAGGACAGCAAGAUCUUCAGCUCUGUGCUCAAGAUAGUGGCCACUGAUAAGGACACUGGGAAUUACAGUGAGAUGGCAUACCGCCUGAUCAUCCCACCGGCACCGGAGGGCCAGGACAGCUUUGUCAUCGAGACGUAUACAGGUGUCAUCAAGUCGGCCAUCAAGUUUCGAAAUAUGCGCCGGUCCUACUUCAAGUUUGAAGUGAUUGCCACGGACGACUAUGGAAAAGGUCUCAGCAGCAGUGCUGAAGUGGUGGUUUCCGUGGUCAACGCGUUGGACAUGCAAGUUGUUGUGUCCACUGUCCCGCCUGCUUUAGUGGAAAAGCAUAGAGAGGAGCUCAUUCGCAUUUUGGAGCGCCACAUCCAGGACCAGAUUCCAGGUGCCAAAGUGAUUGUUGAGUCAAUCGGGCCACGUCGCCAUGGCGAUGGCUUUGAACUUGAGGACUACAGUAAGUCGGACCUGAUGGUGUAUGCCAUUGACCCGCUCACCAACAGGGCCAUUUCACCCAAGGAACUUUUCAAAUUUCUUGACGGGAAUGUGCUGGAAAUCAACAAGGAGUUCCAGCCGUAUCUGGGUGAGGGCGGCCGUAUUCUGGAGAUCCGCUCCCCGGACAUCGUGGCCAGCGUGAAGAAGGCGGCCCAAGCCGUGGGCUACACAGAGGGAGCUCUCCUGGCCCUGGCCAUCAUCAUCAUCCUGUGCUGCAUCCCUGCCAUCCUCAUCGUCAUGGUCACCUACAAACAGUUCAAAGAGCGACAGGCAGAGUGUUCCAAAACUGCCAGGAUUCAGAUGGCUCUACCACCAGGAGGGAAAGCAGCUCCGGCGGGGGCUCCCAGUGCCAACCUGUACGAGGAGCUGGGCGACAGCAGCAUACCAGGCUACGGCAGGCAGCAGCAGCAACUGCUGAGGCCAUCUCUUCUGAGAGCUGAGGAACUCUCCAUGGAGUCAGGUAUCGACCCAGGCCAGGAUAACAACACACAAGACUACUAUAAUUACGACCAAGGGUAUGACAUUCCUCAGUAUGGCAGUCGGAGGAGGCUGAUACCUCCCAUGUACGAUGAAUAUGGAGAGUUGAUCAUGGAAGAUGAUGGGUCUUUCUACAGUCCUCACGGCCCUGAGCCUGGGAUGAAGAAGCGUAUUAAUCUGGCGGUAGAUCGGAAGGAUGAGACCAGCUCCACAGGAGAAGAGGGCACCACAGAGACUCAGCGAAACCGACUCCCCAACAGCCACAGCAACAUCAACGGGAACGUCUACCUCGCGCAAAACGGCACUAUCGUCCGAACUUGGCGGCCACCCCACCCAAGCAACUUGAAGGUGGGCUCUCCGUGCCGGCUCGGUAAGCAUUUUAAAAAACUAGACAAGUUGGGGGUGACUCACGAAGAACCCCCAACCAUUCCCGGUAUGGAUGGCACAGGGAACGACACAGAAAACGGAGCAGGCACAUGUGUUCCAUGUGUUCCAUGUGUUCCCUCUCACGUGGACGUCAACCUCAACAGUCGGCAGUCGUGCGGCUCCCUCGGAUCCACCGUCACGGAUCUUAAAAGUUUUGGAUCCAAAACCAAUAUUGCCACGGUCUUGAUUGACAGAAACAGCAGUGGCCCUCGUUUCUACGAGGAGCAAGAGACUUCUGUUGACAACCACAAGGCGAGUCGGGAGACACUGGCGUCUCACAGUGACCACACGUUAUCAGACGAGGAGGAGUUAUGGAUGGGACCGUGGAACAGCCUUCACAUACCAAUGACAAAGCUCUGACUUACCAUGCAGAAAAUACAUCCCCUGUUUGUUAUUUUCCUAUCUUUACCAUGUUGUUUUUGUGAAGAAAAGUAUCAGAGAAAAAUGGUGUGCCUCAACUAUAUAAGCGCCGAUCCCUGUCUAUGAAAGGCGAUUGCACUUAAAGUCAAAUCAAUUUUAUUUAACCAUAAUACAUUAAAGCUUUCUUCGUACCAAGUGGUUAUCAAAGAUAGGGCUAUUACAGAACGGAACAUUGAGCUGCAAGGCAAUGAGUGCCCCAAAGAAAUAUUACAUUUUCUGAACCGUUAACUGUAAUUUUAAGUCUUUAUUCGAGACAGAAGAUGGGCCUCUUUUAUUGGGUGAUUCCAUGGUUAACUUUUUUUUCUCAGUUUCAUUAUUUUUAUUUUUCAUCAAAUAAAUCACAAAUAGAU